This is a messenger RNA of Scophthalmus maximus (turbot), 4417 nucleotides long. Its product is annotated as thrombospondin type-1 domain-containing protein 1. The transcript has 9 exons. Gene Ontology annotation, cellular component: cell periphery. The record is from RefSeq and is a predicted model, not a curated record. Lineage: Eukaryota; Metazoa; Chordata; Actinopteri; Pleuronectiformes; Scophthalmidae. Bases 720 to 3668 code for a protein of 982 amino acids.
AACUGGAGAAGCCUCUUGGACGAGAGGUGAAACAUCUUCCAGAGCCUACACCCGAGUCCAGUUGCUCCUGACUCAACGCCCCCCUUUUGAGUAUGACCCAGAAGAAUGAGAAUCUCGACAGGUGUGUCUUGAAUGAUUCACUUUAUUCAAUGCGAUGCCUUGACUGUGAGUUUCAUCAUGUUUCUAGAACGCCCCUUUAACUGGAGCCAACGUAAUGUGCUUGUUGAAGCACUGCCUGCAGACACAGUGGACACUUCUGGGUUUGAGAACCAUUAUGGUGGACAAUAACAUGAAGGGGGGUUCACAUUGUAUCACAGACCAGUGGAUAGUUAUGCUUCAGUUAUGCCAAUGGAAGGAGUGUAAAGGAUUAUUUGGCAUAAAAACUUGUUGUUUUUUUCCAUCUAUGUUUCUAUAUGCAGCCGAUUGGCCCGUGGGCUACAUCCAGUCUCUGUCCUGCGCCUCUUCGUUCCGGGAGGGAGGGCUGAGUGAGUUGCACUACGCCCUGCUGGGGACCGUCAGUGGAACUGCGGCUCUGCGCACGGAGGGGCCCCCGCUGCUGCGGCGUCUCUGCUGGGAACGCGGAGAGGACAAAUGAGCCUGUGCGGAUUCCACAAGAGAUGGACAAAGGCCUUCCGUAGCUGCUGCUCCUGUGUGAUGAAGGCAGCCCUUCGUUCCCAUUGUGAAGAUGGAAGGAAGAGGAAGACGCCACUAGGUCAGGGAUGGUGGAAGAGGACGGUCAUGUGGUGAAGGACAAAACGGGGGCACAGACUUCGGAAUGCCACGGGCUGUCUCUCUGCUGCCCGUCCUGCUGGCGCUCAUGGGAUAUGGUAAGGGCCUUCGCAGGGCUGAGUAUCUGGCCCUCCUUCCACGUUGCCCUUAGCAACGCCAGUGUGUUUGUGAACUUCAUCACGAAAUCCAACAUCAGCACCGUCCGCAACACAAGCCUCUCACUAGUCAACACGCAAACCAACACGACACUUCUGACCAGGACUCUCCCCAACAACCAAUCGUCCGGCAGGUUGGAGUUCGACUGCUCCUGCUUCCUGUACGCAGGGGCGUUCAGGUUCCUGCUGAGGCAGACCAGCACCACUGCUCGUUCUCAUCCCAACGUCACAGAUGUCGGCUGCGCGGAGAGCACCGCCUGGUGGUGGAGCUCGGAGCUGCAGGUGCAGUGGCCCACCUUUCACAUCGCAGUGGAGAGGGCUGGAAACCACUCAGGAUCUUUUCAGGUUGGAAUAUCCACGAAUGAACACUUCCAGGCUUGUUCCAGUGGCCUCGACUCUGCUCUCCUCCUGGAGGUCAGCUACAUGGAGUACAACCAGAUUGGGCGAAACAGCAUUGACAAGGUUCGAGCCCGCACGCGACACCCAAUCAAACCCCUGCGUUCCCAGAGCGUUGAGCUGCCCUGUGCCUUCCCAUUCACAGAGAGAGACUUCAUACAGGUGGCUUUGCGGUCUCCUCAUACAGCGCAGGAGGUGAAGAGCUCUGGGCCACUCUAUCUCUCGCGAAUCUUCUCCUAUAAACUGCUGGUGGAAAACGCCAAUGCUUACAAGAGUGGCUGUGAAGGGACUAUGACUGUGAAACUCAUAACACCUCCGUGCGCCCACAUCAAUGGGAAAGUAUUGCUGUAUAAGGACGCAGGUGUCGGAAAAGGUGUUGCUGUUUCCUCUGGGAUUGGAGCAGCUGGAACAGCGCUGAUGGGGUUUGGUCCAGAGGAGCCUUCCUCCCCUCCGGUGGCCUUUAACUGGCUGACUCAGGGAGAGAAUGAGACCGAGUUCAACUGUUCCGUGUUUGACCCAGGAAGGAGCAAGUACUGCUUUCGCUUUGUUUUCAACUUCAGUCGCUCCCCGAGUCCAGCACAGACCUGUCUGGUGGUUCAUAGGAGUUCAGAGUCGUGGGGGCCCUGGCAGCCAUGGAGUGUGUGCAGUGUGAGCUGCGGAGAGGGGGUGAGGGAACGAGUGCGUGAGUGUUUGCUGCCCUCAAGUGUGGGAGGGAUGCAGUGCACUGGCAUGGUGAAGGAGCAGUCCCUCUGCUCACUGGAGGAAUGUGUUGCUUUGCCUGCUCCAUCUCCGUCCCUCCCCCCUAUUCCUGUCGGAUACGCAGCCCUAGGUGGUAACAUGGUCGUGGUGGCUGGUAUCUCCCUCUGCCUCGCUGUAAUUCUGGUUACUAUUGUGGUGACUGUUUGGAGAAAACUUUGCCGAACCCCUCAGUGCAGCUCUGUCCGCAGAGGCUCCAUGCAUUCCCCCGGGGGCCGCAAGCUGUCCGACGAGGCCUCCAUCUGUGGACACAGCCUCCAGAGACCCAGCCUUACCGACGGCCAUGGCCCACAGGGAAGCGUGGGUGUAGCCCAGAAAGACAGGCCUCUCCUGGGCAGUCAGCCUCUGUCACAGACCCUGGUGAUACCGCAGUCACAGGACCCAGAGAGGCUGUCUCCCACAGGUCAGAAGAUGCUGCCGCCAAUAUUUGGGUAUCGCUUGGCUCAGCAGCAGCUGAAAGAAAUGAAAAAGAAGGGGUUAAGAGAGGCCACACAGCUCUACCAUGUCUCUUCAAGCCCAGUCCAUGACACCUUGAUGGAGACAUCUGCUUCGCCCACCAACUCCCCGAUUCCAACACCGACUGGAUUCGCUCAUCCCGGCCUCCCUCCGGGCCUCCAGGAUGACGCCAACUUUAACCAUUUUCAUACUGCAGCUCCCUAUGCUGAGCCAGCGUUGCAGACUUCGAGGGUCACGCCGGACAGACUGAGCCCCAGAGUGGAGCUCGUCUUAAGUCCUCCUGUCUCUGCAAGCGGGGGCAGCUCGAAAUCGCGUGACCGCACUGCCCACUGGGUGGAGAUGGUGGAGAGGAGUGGGAUAUCAGGUCUCAGAAGAGGGGGAGGAGGAGGAGACGCAGGAAUGGAAAACAUCAUUCAGAAAAAUCCAAAUUUCCGCCGCACCUCUAGUUUCAAUGAUACAAAACCACAACCUCCAUCUUCUGCACAGUCCAAACACUUCAGAGAACGGAGCAUGACCCAGGUGGGAUCUCGGACCCUACCUGAGGGAAGUUGUUGGACCAGAGGAGGAUGGGAUAGACAGCCAUACCGCUCUUACCCCAUUCCAGAGCAUGGGGCUGCAGAGUGGACUAAAUCCGGACCCCAGAGAAAUGAACAGAGGAAGCCCUGGAUAGAGACAACUGUUCCCUCGCACAACAGUGAACUCAAACACACAGGAACCAACACAAACAGCAUUUCAGCAUCCGAGAAAGAUGCUACAGGAGGCGUCAGUGGCACUGGAGAAAGGCGAAGGAGUGGUGGGCCUGUGGGUGGAGCUAAAGAGGGUCUCUCGGGGAUUGGGGGUCCGGCCGCGGGGCCUGCCACUCCUCACGGCGUGAACCAGCUGAGUAUAGAGCGAGCAGAGCUCAACUGGAACCGUCGUGGCCCAUCGCCUAUCCAGAGGAACAUCCUGGCCCGGAAAUUGAAGGAGGCUCAGUCCUGCUCUGGGGUCAGGGGUCGGCAGCGAAGUUCCACCUUCAGUGCUUCAUCGUCCGAGCCGAGGACGGGUCGCUGCCACUCUCUACAGAUGUCUGGAGACUACAGCAACGGCAGUGGGGGCUCACCCUACAGGCUGAGUGAGGCCGAACAGAGGAUGCUGGACCUUGACCUGUCCUCAUCAUUUGUAGGCGAAGAGGAGUAGAUCACCGGGGGUUGAGGAACCAUAACUGGGUUUACUACUUUAACCUAAUAUGAAGAGACACACAUAUCGGUGAAGAUUGUUACAUAUAUUAAGAAUUUUAGGGCCUUGGCAUAUCUGUAAGAUGCAGAGCAAAAAUAAAAUAUCUAAACGUAAGUCAGUUCAUUUUAAAAGAUGUGCUCCUGUUGUUUUUCAUUGCUAUGUUAAUAUUUCAAAUUUUGAUUGGCAUCAUAGCUGAACACAUUUCUCUUGUUCCUAGAAUGACAGAAUUUUUUUCCAUUUUCAAGAUACUUUCAAGAUGGGUCUCUUUGAAUCUACUCUAUUUACAAAAAAAAUCUAAGUUGACCCUUCACCUCCAUCUGUAGAUGAUGACAGUGUUCAAAUCACUAGAAAAGACUGGACUUAUUGUUCUACUCUGCUGUAUGUGUUGUUUUUAUCAUACUAUGAAGUCAUGCUGUGCCAUCACUACGAAAUGGUUUACUGUUUAGGGACAUGCUCAAUGUGUGAUCUCAGCUAUGUCAAGCAUUUCUCAUGUUUUUCCUGCAAAGUGCACAAGCUGGAGCACUAGUAUCCAGCUGUGACGAAGGACAGUCGAGUACGAACACCAGCGAGGCCACACGGCUGAAAUGCUGUUUGUUUUAUUGUUGGAGUAAAAUCAUACACUUUAUAGAAAAGAGACUGUAAAACAGAAGAUGCUGUGCUAUCGACGUCGACAAAGGGAGAAAAUUAAAAUAUACAGAAUUUAAAUAUGA